This is a messenger RNA of Penicillium subrubescens, 1351 nucleotides long. RefSeq lists its product as uncharacterized. Bases 326 to 1039 code for a protein of 237 amino acids. Lineage: Eukaryota; Fungi; Ascomycota; Eurotiomycetes; Eurotiales; Aspergillaceae. The transcript is spliced from 2 exons. The record is from RefSeq and is a predicted model, not a curated record.
ACUCCUUUGUACGCCAGGAACCAGGCUCCAGCUGCUGCCUGUGAUCUCUCAAGGCCGUAUACCCUCUGAACUCUCGGUAUAUAACUCGACUUUGCAGUCCAAUCUACACCUCACUACACCAACCUCUUUUCUUCGACACUCCGUUCCAACCGCAUCAACUCCGAGCUGCUCACACCUCAAUCGGAACACAUUCAUCCAUCGAUUGACACACCAAUUGCAAAGACAACUUCAAGAAAUCCACCACACCUACACACAAUCCUCUCUAUCUCUCUCUCUCUCUCUCUUCUCUCUUCCAUCAAUCUCGACCUCCCUCACAACCACCAAAAUGGAAACCCGCCCAACAACCACCGCAAACCCCCCCAGCGUCGAAAUCGCCUACAAGCGCAAAUGCGCCGCGCUGAAGAAACGCCUCGCCGAAGUCGAAGCCGAAAAUGAGCUCAUGCGCACCCGCAACCUCCGCGGCUACCAAUACAUCCAGAAGAUGCGCCUGGAGUCAUGCAUGUUGCUGGAGCGUCUGGCCAAAGUCACCGGCAUGGCAGACGAGGCCGCCGCUGGUACGGCGGAUCCGGAACUGCGUGCCCGUGCUGCGGCUAUGAUGUCCAAUUCGGCGGUAUUGAAUGGGCUUGGUGGUUCUGGGGCUGCGUCGGGUGGGAAUGGGGCGUAUUUGGAGGAUGAGACUGAGGGGAGUUCCGAUGAGCAACCACCUACUCCCGAAGAACGCCCCCUUCGCGUCAAGCGCUCCCGCAAAUCAAACCUUCCCACCGAGGGCGGCGACGAAGAUACCCCCGCCCAAGAGGCCGGUGAGGGUGGAGAUGGGGAGGCCUCCCUACCGCGCCUGGCUCCAGCUCCGAGUCAACAGGAGCUCACCUCGUCGUUCCGCGUUAAGACCGACAGCAACGGGGUGCAGGAUGCCGAGACCCCUGCCGACGGGGAUAACCGGGAUGCCCAGUCGGAUGAACAGGCCGGCGAGACAGGCGCUGAUGAUGGGGCCACGCCUAUGGAUGUGGAUAGCAAGGAGCCCAAGGUUGAGCAGGGGUAGGGUCCUGGUCUCGAGGGGAAUCAAAAGGGGAUUGGUACUGCUUUUUUUUUCCUGGAUGGGCUUUGAUAUACUUAAAUGAUUGUGGUCUUUAUCCUUCUUUGUGGAUGACGGGCUAUGGUCCGCUCCGCUUUAUUAUUUGCUUGGGUUUUUUAUUUCUCAUAAAGCGCUGGUUAUGGGUUUAGUGCGGAUAUUUUAUGGCUUGCUUUUGAUUUUCUGGUGAUUCGUGGUUGGAAUAUGAUGAAACAAUAGCAAAAUCAUUAUCUGAGCUUGGUUACCUAAACUCCCCUGAAACACAUCUGACGUGAUCGAGAG